Exserohilum turcica Et28A is the source of this 1418-nucleotide messenger RNA. RefSeq lists its product as uncharacterized. Lineage: Eukaryota; Fungi; Ascomycota; Dothideomycetes; Pleosporales; Pleosporaceae. Gene Ontology annotation, cellular component: nucleus. Gene Ontology annotation, biological process: protein phosphorylation; mitotic DNA damage checkpoint signaling. Gene Ontology annotation, molecular function: protein serine/threonine kinase activity; ATP binding. The transcript is spliced from 2 exons. Bases 42 to 1418 code for a protein of 458 amino acids. The record is from RefSeq and is a predicted model, not a curated record.
GCGCCAUCCUGCACACCGCUGUAAAAGUCCACAUACACAACAUGGCAAAAGCACGCACUUUGCUGCGAAAUGGAGAGGGCAUCGAUGUCCACGAGGACCCCAUCAAGGCAGAGGAUGCUGAAGAGACCAUGGAUGAAAGUAUGGAUCCGCUCGACGAAAGCGGGCAAACAGUCGAUACCAGCGAUGAGGAAGUCGAGGACGCUGUCCAAGAAGACAUGGCACGCUUUGAAGAGACCUUUGUCGGCAUCAGCAAGCGCUUUCGGCUGAUCAACCGCAUCGGAGAGGGAACCUUCUCUACAGUGUAUAAAGCCGAGGACUUGGAGUACCACAAAUACAACAACAGCUGGGAUGUCGACGAGCGUGAGAACAGCAAAUGGAUGUCCCCUUCGCGCAGGAAGCAAUCUGGCCGCCGACCCCACUAUGUGGCCAUCAAGAAGAUCUACGUCACAAGCAGCCCGAUACGCGUCUUUAACGAACUUGAACUGUUGUAUGACUUGAGAGAUUCCGACUCUGUAUGCCCACUCAUAACCGCAUUUCGACACUUGGACCAGGUCGUCGCCGUAUUACCAUACUUUCAGCAUCGCGACUUCCGAGAUUACUACCGCGACAUGAAGGUUUCUGACAUGCGCCCCUACUUUCGGAGCCUGUUUACCGCCCUUGCGGCGGUGCAUCAGAAAGGAAUCAUACAUCGCGAUGUCAAACCUACCAACUUCCUCUACAAUACUUCGCAGUCUCGCGGUGUCCUGGUUGACUUUGGUCUUGCUGAGCGUGAAGGCACAGACUGGCACAACUGUGCCUGCCAUAUGAAUGAGGAGGACCGCCGCCACAGGAUUUCGCACAGCGUUUAUGCACAAACGCAAUCAGCAGGCCACAAUGCUGCCGCAUAUCCCAAGAACGACACACGCAACAGCAGACGCGCCAAUCGAGCCGGCACGCGUGGCUUCCGUGCCCCUGAAGUGCUGCUGAAAUGUACCCAGCAAACUUGCUCGAUUGAUAUAUGGAGUGUUGGAGUCAUACUCUUGACCAUGCUUUCGCGCCGCUUUCCCUUUUUCCACAGCGCAGACGACAUUGAUGCACUGCUCGAGAUUACCACUAUUUUUGGACGAAAGAAGAUGCGAGAGACGGCACUACUACACGGGCAGGUCUUUGAGACCAACGUGCCCAGCUACAGCGAGGGCGGACACAGCCUGGAGAAGAUUAUCCUCUGGUGCACAGGUCGAACAGGCGAUAAGACACAGCCCAAAAAGGAACUUGAAGAGGACGAAAAAGAGGCUGUUCAGUUCUUGCACCGUCUUCUAGAAUGCAACCCAGCAAAGCGUAUAACAGCUGCCGAGGCUCUGCAACAUCCUUUCCUCGCCAAUGCCCACGAAGAGAGCGAGGCGGAGCCCAACGAGUCGGCUGAUGCUGUUGAGGGUUAA